This is a messenger RNA of Monodelphis domestica (gray short-tailed opossum), 4731 nucleotides long. Its product is annotated as transcription factor SOX-17-like. Lineage: Eukaryota; Metazoa; Chordata; Mammalia; Didelphimorphia; Didelphidae. Gene Ontology annotation, molecular function: RNA polymerase II cis-regulatory region sequence-specific DNA binding; DNA-binding transcription activator activity, RNA polymerase II-specific. Gene Ontology annotation, biological process: angiogenesis; endoderm formation; heart development. Gene Ontology annotation, cellular component: nucleus. The record is from RefSeq and is a predicted model, not a curated record.
AGAAAGGGGAGCUGCAGCGGGUAGUGUUUACUGUGGUGCUGUGCUGGUUGGGGUCCUUCUCCUUCGGUUGGUUUGGACUGGAUUCUGGGAGUCCAGGCAUUCAGAUUGAUUGGUAGAUCCCUUUAGGUCAUUGUAUUCCCCUCUCACAUCGGACUAAUAGCUUGGGGAACUGGAGUGUUCUGGCUGAGGGUGUGGGGGCGGGGUGAGGUGCAGGGCGCGCGUUCUGGGCAGGAGAGCCAUGAGCAGCCCGGAUGCCGGGUACGCCAGUGACGACCAGAGCCAAGCCAGGUGCGCGCUGCCCUUGAUGAUGGCCGGGAUGGGCCCCUGCCCUUGGGUAGAAUCUCUGAGCCCCCUAGGGGAGAUGAAGAUCAAGAGCGAGUCCGGGUCGGGCUUAGGGACGGGAGGCAGCGGGACCGUUGCAGUUGUGGGCGCUUCUGGCCGCGGUAAAGGGGAGUCCCGCAUCCGGCGGCCCAUGAACGCGUUUAUGGUUUGGGCCAAGGACGAGCGCAAGCGUCUAGCGCAGCAGAAUCCCGACCUACACAAUGCCGAGCUGAGCAAGAUGCUGGGGAAGUCCUGGAAGGCUUUAUCUCUGGCUGAGAAGAGGCCCUUUGUGGAGGAGGCUGAGCGACUACGUGUCCAGCACAUGCAGGACUACCCCAAUUACAAAUACCGGCCUCGGAGGAGGAAGCAGGUGAAGAGGCUGAAACGAAUGGAGAGCGGCUUCCUCCAUGGUCUCCCCGAGCAGCUAGGGUCUGGCCUGGGUCCGGAGGGCAGAGUGUGUGUGGACAGCCCGGGACUGCUGUUCCAUGAGCAGGCCUACCACCAAGGCCAGGGAGUGCUCCCUCCUCAGAUGGGCCACUACCGGGACUGCCAGAACCUGGGUCCAGCUCCCCCUCAGUUUGACAGCUACAACCUGCCUACCCCUGAGGCUUCUCCCAUGGAUGGCAUGGAACCAGAUGCAGCUUUCUUCACCUCUUCUCUCCAAGGAGACUGCCAGACAGUGCCCUACAGCUAUCCUGUGUCCUCUGAGUACUCUGUGCAUGCUGAGCCUCACUCGGGUCCUAUGCACCACAGACACAUGCAGGAACCUAUGGCCCAUUCGUUGCAGGGUCUGAUGGGCGCCUCCAACCCUCUGCAUAUGUACUAUGGUCCCAUGGGCUCUCCCCAGGCUGGGGGCAGUGUCCGAGGCUUCCAGAUGCAGCAUCAGUCAGGAUCUAAUCAGCCCUCUCCUCCUCCAGAGGCUUUGAACUGCAGGGAUGGCCUGGAUGGCAGCCAGCCCACAGAGGUCCAAGAAGCUGGGAUCCACACAGAAUUUGAACAGUAUCUUCACCACCUAUGUAAAGCAGAGUUGGGGCUUGUCUCUUCAGGCCAUGAUGGUGACCAUAACCCUUCCACUAUCUCCUCUGUCAUGUCAGAUGCCAGUUCCACAGUCUAUUACCAUAACUACCAAAACAUAUGAAACCCUGUGUUCUUCACAGAUUGAAUCCAACAAUAUAAAUGUUGCAAUAUCUUUCACAGUGAAGGCAAACAAAAAUGUAAUUUGCUCAAUUUUUUUCCAGUUACAUGUUUAUUCUUUUAGUUUUAUUUAUGUUUAGGUUUUUCAUAUUUCAUGUGAGCAUUUACUAAAGAAAAUGAUAAACUUAUAUGAAUCAUUUUUAUCUGGUAAAUUUUUUCUAUUUUCUAUUUUCACUUUUUCGAUCUUAAUGAAUCUGCAAAUAAGGCAGAGUGACUUUUUUAUUUUUAAAGGAAAACAUAUUGUUUUCUUAGUAAAGUUUAAGGGAAUUUAGCCUGUUUAGUUUUGAAGGCUCUUGUUAAAAAUGUUCUCUACCUCUAAAAAACAUCCCCAAAGAAAAAUGUUUUUAAUAAACUUGAUGAGAAAUUGGACUUAGCAUCUGGAGAGUUACAUGGAGUUGAAGAUUCAAGGCUUUUCUAUGCAUACUAUUACUUCAUGAAUGUAAGCUAGGUAUCACAUUAAAUUGUUUUUUCCUUUGGCUUUUAUAUCACCUGCAUUUUUAAGUAGAUCUCCCAUUAUAUAACAAUGUAAAAGAAUUUGUUAACAUAAUCAACAGUCUGACAUUAUAUGUUAAGUGUUUCAUACCCACAGUCCUCUUGAGUGAUCUGCCUUCUCAUAACAUUUAGUUUUGUUUUUUGUUUUUCCAUUGAUUGUGUUGUGAGUGCAUAUAUUCGUUUUCUGAUUCUACUAAAUGUUUCAUUUUGCAUCAUUUGUAGAAAUCUCAUGCUUCCGUAUUCUUCAUUGUCAUCAUUUGUAUUUUAUUCAUGUACCACUUUCCCCUAGCUGAUCUGUAUCUACUACUAUUUUUGUUGUUGUUUCUACAAAAGUACUUUAUUGAAAGUAUAUAUGGGGUCCUUUUUAUCACUGGACAUCUUCAGGGCAUGUGAUUUUUGGAAUAAAUCCUUUCUGUUGUCUUAGUACCCAUUGUAGGGAAACUCCUGGAAAUAAGAUAUUGAACUCUGCUCUUGGGAAUAAAAGGAGAAGCUCAAGAUUGAUCUCUGACAGAUAUAACCACUGCUUAGAAACUUUUCAUUGGUGUACCCUAGGUUCUGUCUAGUAGUACAGUCGAUCAUUGGGUAAUGGGUCUACUUUCUGCUGACCAACUGACCUUAAGAGUAGGACAGUCCAAGGAUCCUGGAAGUGGCAAUCUUCCUUCCCUCACUGUCUCCCCUCCCUUUGUUGCCAAAUCUACCAAAUCUGCCUUUAUUCCUAGAAACAAUCCGUAUCGAGAUGGGGCCUGGCAUAGAGAGUUAUCAUCACCACCAAAAAAAGUCCUUUACAUUGUCAAUUGCCCAAACAUUAGAAACUUAAGAUUUUUGUUAAUGGAAAUAAAGAAGAUGCAUCACCUGCUGAUUUGUAGUUCCAACUUAACGGUCAAAGGAUCCUGUAAACUAACUUGUUACUAAAACUAUUUUUGGGAGCAGGAGUGUGUUUUCUAUUUGUAUGCCUACAAUUUAUAAUAGUGUAUAAUUUCAUUUGUUUAUGCUGGAUGGGCCAAGGACUCCCUCAAAAGACAUUCCAUAGCCCUGUGUGGGGUCAUUGACAGGAUCAAAGAAACACAAAAGGAGCACGGUGCCAUUGGUUCUUAGUCUUGCCUGGCCUGGCCUUCUGUUUCCACACACUCCGUGAUGAAUAGCACCAAAUAACUAUCUUGUAUAUCUUGGGGUUAUUCUGCAAUGAUAACUCCCUCUCAAUAAUUCUUUUUCAAGUCAGUUGAAAACUAUCCCUAAUUGAUUAUAGAGGUAAGUUCCUUUUCCAGAUCUUCCUUUUCCUCUCAUUUUUCCCACUAUAAUAACUUGACAAAUGCUAAUUUAGCCUACCAUGUGUAAGGCAGCUGUCUGGUUCAUAGGUAGAGUUUUGGUCCUGAAGUCAGAAUGUCUAGAGUUCAAAUCUGCCUUCCAGCAUGUAUUAGUUUUAUGGUCCUGGAGAAAUUAUUUUGAUCUCCCUCUGCCUAUCUCCUCAUCUAUAAAAUGGGAAUAAUAGCACUUAAUUCCAUAUGAUAAAUCCAUAUGGAUUAAUUCCAUAAAUCCAUAUGAUUCCACAUAAUUCCAUAAUAACACUUAAUUACUCAUAUGAAGUUCAUAUGAGUAAUAUUUGUAAGGCACAGUUCCUGGCACUAGUUAAGAGCAUAAUAAAUGCUUGUUUUCCUCCCCCAUCAUCUCAAGGUCUUAGAAGGGAGCUUUUCAAGGAGUAUGCAAAGACCCCUGAUCUCAUAGACUAUCGAAUGUAAUUGUGAAGGAAAAAAAUGACAGUUAAAAAUAUCUUACACUAAGUGUAAGACAAUGGAAUUUAUCAUUAUAUUCACAGUAGGGAUUUAGGUACAGGAGUUCAGAGGAGGGAAACAUCCUUGUGGGUGGCAUUGUGAAUCAUUCCUUAAGUCCAGGUGUUACUAUCUUCCUUCUAAGCAGAUCUAGAGCUGAAAAGAAUCAGAUUUUAUAUGAUACAAUCACCUAGUUAUAUUGAUUUAGGAAACGCUAUUGUUCACUGGCUGUCCUUCACGCCUGGGAUUCUCCUUCACCUUUGAUUCCUGGUUUCCUUCAAAUAUCAGCAAAAAUUCCACCUUUUGCAAGAAGCCUUUCUUGAUUUCUUAAGGCUAUUACAUGCCUUUUGAGAUGAUCUCUUAUCCUAUGUGUAUCUUGGUUUGUACAUUAUUGUUUGGGUGUUCUCCCUCCACCCCCAUGAGAUUAUUAGCUCAAGGGCAAGGAUUAUUUUUACUUUGCAGUUUCCCCUUCUCCUUCCCAUUUCCCAUGCCAGAGUGCCUGGGGCAUAAUGGACAGCUUUAAUACUUGUCAACUUGACCUAGAGAGAUUAAACAUUUGAUUCAAAGUCACAAAGAAUUUUAGCCCAGGUCUACUGAAUUCACAACCAAUGGCCUUUCCACUGGGUCUGACUGCUGAGCAAUAGUAAUUUAUUUAAAACAAUCCUGGAGUUAAAAAUUAUUUUCACAAAUGAAUUACUAGGGAAUCAUUUUGUUUGACUCAAAUAAAUUUUUAAGUUUAAAUACAUUGAAGGGAUAGAGAUCAUGGUCUGUGUUCAAUGUGCAAUGCUUAUUCAUCAUUUCAUUUGAACAUUGAAAUUUGUGUGUGUUUCGUUGCCACUUGGGUCAUCCAAGAAGCAACCCUUCUGAAAAAAAAAAAGGUGUUUUAGCUCUAGAGUACUUAAAUUAAUUGGCUUGCUUUUGUAACCUGAAUAAAAGUAUUCUUCAUUCUUUGCGAAAA